Girardinichthys multiradiatus is the source of this 3542-nucleotide messenger RNA. RefSeq names its product arrestin red cell. Gene Ontology annotation, molecular function: angiotensin receptor binding. Bases 409 to 1632 code for a protein of 407 amino acids. Gene Ontology annotation, biological process: G protein-coupled receptor internalization; positive regulation of ERK1 and ERK2 cascade; signal transduction. The record is from RefSeq and is a predicted model, not a curated record. Gene Ontology annotation, cellular component: cytoplasm. The transcript is spliced from 16 exons. Lineage: Eukaryota; Metazoa; Chordata; Actinopteri; Cyprinodontiformes; Goodeidae.
GCACACACACACACAGGUUUGGGUUCUGUAUCUGAGCAGCCUCCCUCGCGGUGCCCCUCCCCCUCUUGAACUGGACCGAGUCCUGCAGGAACCUUCCAUCCGAGUUCUAACCUUCACGGAGGCGGUGGAACUGCGCGGACUGAUCCAGGAGUCCUCGGUAGUGCGGGUUAACGGCGCGGUCGGUCCUCACAGAAACGCCAACCCGGCACACACACACACACAGCCGUUGCGGAAGCUCGGAGCAGCCGAGGCGGCGCUAAAUCCUAUUACCAUACUAACCAGUUCUGGGUGGAUGGACGGCUGAACGGAGCUUCCCGGACCGAACCAGCACCGCCUGACAACUAACAGCACCCCGUCGGCUCGGGCCUUAUCUUGUUGGGAUUCUGCUGCCGUCCGCCUGCCGAGGAGAUGGGGGACAAGGCGGGCACCAGAGUUUUUAAGAAGUCCAGCCCCAACUGCAAGCUCACAGUCUACCUGGGAAAGAGAGACUUUGUGGAUCACCUGGACCACGUGGACCCAGUUGAUGGAGUGAUCCUGGUUGACCCAGAGUACCUGAAGGACAGGAAAGUCUUCGUCACUCUGACCUGCGCGUUCCGAUACGGCCGAGAGGACCUGGAUGUGCUGGGCCUUUCCUUCCGGAAGGAUCUCUACAUCUCCACCUUCCAGGCCUUCCCUCCUGUUCCCGAGGAGAAGAAACCCAACAGCCGGCUGCAGGAGCGGCUGCUGAAGAAGCUCGGCCAGCAUGCACAUCCUUUCUACUUCACAAUCCCUCAGAACCUCCCUUGUUCGGUCACUUUACAGCCCGGCCCGGAGGACACCGGGAAGGCCUGUGGUGUCGACUUUGAGAUCAGAGCUUUCUGUGCCAAGUCGAUAGAAGAAAAGAUCCACAAGAGGAACUCGGUGCGUCUGGUGAUCAGGAAGGUCCAGUACGCUCCGGAAAAGCCUGGUCCUCAGCCCAUGGUGGAGACGACCCGCAGCUUCCUGAUGUCAGACCGAUCCCUGCACCUGGAGGCUUCUUUAGAUAAGGAGCUGUAUUACCACGGAGAGCCCAUCAGCGUGAACGUUCACGUCACCAACAACUCCACCAAGACGGUGAAGAGAGUCAAGAUCUCAGUGCGUCAGUACGCGGACAUCUGUCUAUUCAGUACAGCCCAGUAUAAAUGUCCAGUGGCCCAACUGGAGGCAGACGACCAGGUGUCGUCCAGUUCCACCUUCUGUAAGGUGUACACUCUGACCCCGACGCUGGACAAGAACAGAGAGAAGAGGGGGCUGGCGCUGGACGGCAAGCUCAAACAUGAAGACACCAACCUGGCCUCCUCCACCAUAGUGAAGGAUGUCACCAACAAGGAGGUUCUGGGCAUCCUGGUGUCCUACAGAGUCAAAGUCAAGCUGGUGGUGUCACGUGGAGGCGACGUGUCAGUGGAGCUGCCUUUCAUCCUGAUGCAUCCCAAACCUGUGGAGCUGCCCGCGUCCCGCCCACAGUCAGCUGUGCCGGAUACGGACCCGCCCAUCGACACCAACCUUAUUGAGUUUGACACAAACAGCGUCUCCCAGGACGAUGACUUCGUCUUCGAGGACUUCGCUCGCCUGCGGCUCAAAGGUGUCGUGGACGACAAGGACGAGGACUGCUAGGAGCUGGCCGAGCCAUCACACACUCGCUUCAACAGCGCGCACACACACACACACACACACACGCUUCUCAUUACACGUUACAUUCCCCAGCAGAGGAGGUGGACAAGGGAUCGACUGGAUGGAGGCUCGGUUGCGUUCUUUUCCUGCUUCAACUCUUCAUCAGCCUGCUUCUGCCGCCAUCUUCUCUUCUCCCCUAUCAUCAGUGGGCGGGGCAUAGCGCCGGCCUUUUCCUGUAAGCUGUUUCAACAAUUGGACGGUUUCCUUUGCUCGCCAUCGUGAAACAAAGAGAAUCCUCUCAGAGGGCUCGAGUUGAUCCUCUGAAGCUCACCAGCAUCCUCUCUGCUUGUGUCCUGACCUGCUUAAUGUCCUUCAGAUCUUCUGCAGAUCAGAUAUUUUCAUGAAAUAGAAGCUGAACUUUAGUGUUCAGGCUAAAAUGUUCCUGCAGCUCAAACUGCUGCUUUUUCAGGAAUCAAGUUCUGGGAAAUAUUGCCAUCUGGUGGCCGGUUUGAGUCGCUGAUCUCUUUCGGAGCUGAAAGGUCUUUCAGUUUUUCUUCUCUUCUAAAGAACCCUUUGUUUCAAUGUUUAUAAAAGAGAACCCCAGAUUUCCACAUCAGAGUUCUGUUGGUUUAGAACCUUAUGAAGUUAAAAAGCUCUCUGCUUCCAUGAUGAAAACCAGCAUUCCCAGUACCGUUUACACACCUGGGAGCAAACCCUUGGAUCAGGUUAGGAGCCAGCUGACCCAUUAGGACCUUCAGCUGGUCUUGGACCAGCCUGGCUGGUGGUGGUGGCUCGUUGAAGGAUCUCGUGGUGGUGCUUGUUCUGUGGGUUCAGACGGUGCCUUCAGUCUCUGCUGCCAACCAACCAGAUCAAUUAGUUCCUGGUUUUAUUAAAUCUGCAGCUUUUUAGAGGAGAAUCUAAAAGUUGCAUUGAUUUCAUUUUCACGUCUUUUCAACAUUUAGCUUCGUCUGGUUUAAAGGAUCAGCUGGUCUCUCUUGGGAUUAAAUGCAGUAAUAAUCUGACUGUAGGAGCUGCCAAAUAACUCUCAUCGGUUCUCUGAUAUUUCACCAAAACUUAAAUGGUUUUUAUUUCAACAGCUGACAAUAUUUCAACUUUUUGGUCUCGAGUUUCACAUCAGAAUUUGCCAAAAUAAAAACAGCUCUUUUUCAGUUUUAACAUCCAGAGAGUUCUGGACUUAAGACCUCCAGGUUUGGAUGUUUCUGAAGUGAAUCGGGUCAUAAAUCUAGUAGUUUUGAUCCGAUCUGUCUUUGAAAUAAAAUCUGAGCUGAACCAAGUGAAGUUGGUGCCAAAGCUGCAGCCAGCGCCAGAGUCUCCUUCAGCUCCACUCAAGCCUCCAUCAACCAAAGGUCUCCUGUAGAUCUAAACCGUUUCUGCUCUUUGAUCUACCACCCACCCACCUGUUCAGACCCAUUCAGCAUCAGAACUGAGCCCAUCUCCUCGAGGUCUUCUCAGUUUGUCCUCCGAGCCGCCGUCCGGCCUCGCUCGCUCGCUCGCUCAGAAGAAGAAGAAGGAUUUUUCUUUCCACGCCAUCUGUUCCCACGCAGUGCUGUGAAUCGUACGAGCUGUGAUUCUGUCCUGAUUUAGUCGUGCAUCUGUGGGGUAACUUCGCUCUAAGUGUACAAAUAUUUUGACAAGUGCCACGCCCCGGCCUGUGCGAUGCUUAACAUAAUGUCUAUACAACAAAGAAGUGAUCUGGAAACAUAGAGUUCUUCUUCUAUUAUUAUUCUGCUUCUGAUUAUUAUUAUUAUUAUGGUGACUAUUAUUACUUCUACUGUAUCAUCAGCGACCAUGAUUAUCCUCAUAAUCAGUUCAGAGUCUGUUUGCCAUGUGUUUUUUAUUUUCAGAUUUUUAUUGUACUUUUCUUUUUAUUAUUAAAGUGAAAUGAACUAACA